Molecule: messenger RNA, 2022 nt
Organism: Cryptomeria japonica (Japanese cedar)
Lineage: Eukaryota; Viridiplantae; Streptophyta; Pinopsida; Cupressales; Cupressaceae
Exons: 5
Coding region: 1-2022 (673 amino acids)
Biological process (GO): DNA integration
Molecular function (GO): nucleic acid binding
Source: RefSeq, a predicted model, not a curated record
AUGAGUGAGAAGGAAGCUUUUAAGUGGAAUGAAGCUGGUAGAAAAGCUUUCAAAGAGAUUAAGAAGGAGAUUGCACAUGCACCUACCUUGGUAAAUCCGGACUUUAAUAAAGACUUUAUUAUUUAUUGCUAUGCAUCAGAACAUACUAUGUCUGGGAUCUUGGUACAAAAAGGUGAAGAUAAUGAGGAAGUGCUGAUUUUUUUUAUGAGUAUCCCCCUGAAGAAACAUGAGUUGAAGUACUCACAGAUAGAGAAGCGAGCUUAUGCGGUGGUAAAAGCCAUGAAGCAGUUCAGAGCAUCUUGGGUCUCUAAGAUACAAGAAUUCAAUUUAGAUAUCAAGCCCACUAAACUAUUCAAAGGACAAGGCCUCUGUAGAUUGAUGGCAGAAAAUGAGUCCAAAGAGGACGACAGUUUACCUUUAACCCUAUUCGUUGAUCAUCAAGAUUCUUCGUUCACUAAUGUGGCAUAUUAUCUUACGUAUGGGGACUGUCCUAAUCAUAUUUCUCCAAGGGAAAAAAGGAAUUUGAGGUUGAAAGCUGCAAAAUAUGUUAUCUCACAUAACAUAUUAUAUAAAAAGGGUUUAGAUGGCACUUUCCUCCGAUGCGUAGAUAAACCGCAUCAAGAAGCUCUAUUGAAAACUUUCCAUAAUGAAGCAUGCGGGGGCCACUUUUCCUCUACGAUUACUACAUACAAAAUCUUGAGAAACUGUUACUAUUGGCCAGGGAUGUUUUGGGAUGCGUACGCCUGGGUGGCAAGGUGUGAGAAAUGCAAGUUGUUCACAGGUAAACCCCAGUUGGUCACCUUUCCUUUGAGGCCUGUGGUAAUUGAAGAACCUUUUAAGCAGUGGGGACUAGAUUUUAUUGGUCCUUUGAACCCCAUUUCUAGUGUGGGGCACACUCACAUAUUAACGGCGACAGAAUAUUUCACUAAGUGGGUGGAAGCUAUCCCUGUAAAGAACACUACCUCAGAAAUUGUGUGUACAUUCCUUAAGGAGAAUAUCCUCAUCAGGUUUGGAGUCCCUCAAAAAAUAGUCACAGGUAAUGCAUCAAAUUUUUCUUCAUCAGAAUUGAGGUUAUUUUUCUAUGAUGAUGGAAUUGUUUUGGCACAUGCUUCUGAUUAUUAUCCGCAGGGUAAUGGUCAAGCAGAAUCAAGUAACAAGAACUUGAUCAAUAUCAUGAGAAAGUUAGUCAGUGAAAAUUUUAGGGAUUGGCAUAAGAAGCUACAUGAAGCACUAUGGGCAGAUCAAACUUCACCAAAACGGGCCAUAGGAAUGUCACCAUUUGAACUGGUUUAUGGUAUUGGCGCACAAAUCUCUCUUCCUUUAGAAUUAGCAGCUUCUAAAUUGCAGACGGUCCAUGAUGAACCUCUUCCGGAAGUAGAUUGGAGCAAGAAUAUGGCGGAUAGUAUUCAGACUCGAGAAGCACAGGCAAGGAUUAAAGAAGAGAAACUUGACCUCGGGAUACAACUUUCUAUUGCUGGCCAAGUUACCAAAUCGAGAUCCAAGAAGGGUUUCAAGCCACCAGUUUCUCACCUCAUUGUGGAUUUGGACCCAGACGAAACACCGAGCAAAAUGACAGCCCUUGUUUCUGAAGAAGACAAGGUUUCAAUUGACAUAGAUGCUAUCUUUCAGGACUUAGGAGCACUCGAAAUCCAAUCCCAUAUAGACCAUGCCACGCCACCACCUUCAGAAAGUAUUGAGUGGUGCAACCAAAUAAUUGAGCAGGGUUAUAACGAGUCAGCCAGUCUAUGUGGUGAGUUAACAGCCUUGAGGGCAACCGUGCAGAAGGACUUAAAUUGCGUGGAUGUUCAAUUACUUAAAGAGGAUAGUGAAACUCUGGAAGACACUACGGAGAUGAUUAACCAAUUUGGCAGCCACAUCAAACAGAUCAAGAUGGAGAAAUCCUUGUCCAUGGAAGACUUUACGAAGAUCUCUAAAGUGGAAUCGAUGCUCACUGUUUGCCUCGAUCAUCUGGAUUCAUACAGAGAUAAAGUACGAAUGGUAAAGAGGAAAAAGGAGCUUUAG